AUGACUGUAACAUAUUCAGCUGAUGUUAGUACUGUUCGAUUUACCACUUUUGGCAAAUUAAUUUUCAGAUGGCGAGGUAGCAUUUGGAAAUCAAUUUUCAACGAGCUUGUUAUAUGGAUGAUUGCCUAUGCUUGUCUUUCUAUACUAUACAAUUUUAUAUUACCAGAAAGUUACAGAAGAAUUUUUGAAAAUGUAUGCCGUUUAUUUACAAAAUAUACCGAUGUAAUGCCAUUAACAUUUAUGCUUGGCUUUUUUAUCAAUAUUGUUGUUAAUAGAUUUUGGAAUUCAUUACAUAAUAUUGGUUGGAUUGAUACAUUAGCUUUAUAUAUAUGCAAACAUAUUUCCGGGAAUGAUGAUCAUGCUCGAUUGUUACGACGCAAUAUAAUUCGUUACUUACUUUUUUAUCAAGUACUUGUAUAUCGUGAUAUCAGUGAAGUAAUACGUCGAAGAUUUCCUUCAUUGGAAACAUUGGUAACAGCCGGUUAUGUAACAGAAAUUGAAUUAAUACAAUUUAAUGCGAUUGUUUCAACAAAUCGCAAAUAUUGGGUACCAAUUCUUUGGGCAAUGGGUUUAGCACGACGUGCACGACGUGAAAAACGUGUUGAUAGUCCGCAAGCAUUGCAAGAUAUUUUUGAUAAAAUAAAUUCAUUUCGAUCACAAUUAUCGAAAUUAAUUAUUAUGGAUUGGGUACCAAUACCAUUGGUUUAUUCACAAGUGAUGUGUUUAACCGUUCGAUUGUAUUUUUUACUUGCAUUAAUGGGACAUCAAAAUAUUGCACCAUCAUCUGAUGUUAAUUACAUUGAUACAAUUAACACGCAUAUACCGUUCAUAUCAAUGUGUCAGUUCAUAUUUUAUAUGGGUUGGAUGAAAGUUGCUGAAGUUUUGAUGAAUCCAUUUGGUGAUGAUGAUGAUGACCUGGAAAUUAAUUGGCUUAUUGAUCGUAAUUUGCAGGUUGGUAUGACAAUAGUGGAUCAAAUAUGGGAACCACCAUUGAUUAAGGAUCAGUUCUGGAUGUUGAAAACACCGGGACCAAUGUAUAGUGUUGAUGCGGUUAAUGAACGAUACAAUCCGCAAACUGGAUCAGUUUCAAGCACUAACUACCGAAGAACAAGUACACAAAUGAUAAUGAAGGAAAUGCUAGAUCUAAAUUCGGAUAGUGAUUUACCAAGUAGUGAAUAUGAUGGUGGAAGGAGAAAUUCUGUAUUAAGUACGACAGUAAGCGAUAUUCGUAAUGCAUUUAAACGACGGUUAACACGUCUUACAUCACGUGUUGAAUCUGCAACUGAUGCUGAAUCAUCUGUAUUAGAUGAAACAAACAUAAAAAUACAAGACCAUAUUUCAUUGCCACAACAAGAACAACAACGACAACAACAACAACGACAACAACAACAACAACAACAACAACAUGAACGUCAUGAAUUAAGUAUACUUCAUGAAGAGGAUGAAAAUCGAAAACAUAGUUAUGGACAGGAUAGUAAUACGAGACAAUCACCAAUGGUAAACGAUCAAAGUGAUAAUAAAAGAUUGCAAAAGAGAUAUUUAAAAAGGAAAGGACGAAAAUUACGAAAAAGAAUGAAUGAAAUUGAGAAUGAAAAAAUGCAAAAGGAAAAGGAAAAUAAUUCAAUAAAUUCAGAAGAAAUUAGUUAUGAUGGUGAUGAUGAGGUGAGUAUAUGUUAG
Loa loa (African eye worm) is the source of this 1677-nucleotide messenger RNA. RefSeq lists its product as hypothetical. The transcript has 12 exons. The record is from RefSeq and is a predicted model, not a curated record. Gene Ontology annotation, molecular function: chloride channel activity. NCBI's taxonomy places the organism in Eukaryota, Metazoa, Nematoda, Chromadorea, Rhabditida, Onchocercidae. The coding region runs from base 1 to 1677 and encodes 558 amino acids.